CUGGUUUGCGCCUCCCGCGACCGUUAGACUGAGCGACUGGCUCCUCAUCCCGUCUGAAGCCCUCGCCGACGCGUCGGUGGCCCGGGCCCGCCCCCCGCCGUCGCGGCCACCGCCUGCCUGCAAUGGGGAGGCCGCCGCGCACGGCCCUGGCCCAACCCUCCGCCACGUCCCCGCGCCGCUUCGGAGGGAACUCGCCGCUGCGGCCUUCGCGCGCGUCGGCGCUGCGGAGAGUGGCGGCGGUGCUCUUCCUUGCCGCCGCGGUGGCGCUGCCCUGCGCCGUGCUGUACCGCGCCGCCGUGGAUGCUACGGCGCCGGUGUACAUCCCGCGGGCUCGCCGGCCCUUGUUGCAGUGGGACCCGUCGCCGCUUCCUCCAGUUGAGAUCCCCGCGGAGGACGGCGACGACGAUCCCUUCCCCGCAGACGAUCUGGACAGUGAAGAUCUCAGACUAGAGCUGGUUCUGCAGGAGGCUUCUAUGGACGAUAAGACCGUAAUAUUGACGACCCUCAAUGCUGCAUGGGCUUCACCAGGCUCAGUGAUAGACCUUUUCAUUGACAGUUUCCAUCGUGGCGUUGGUACUAGUUCACUUUUGAGACAUCUUGUGAUAGUAGCAUUUGACUGGAAGGCAUAUAAGCGAUGUGUCAAGAUCCAUCCCUACUGCUUUGCUCUUACAACUGAAGAUGUGGAUUUUUCUGAAGAGAAGAGGUUUCAGACCACUGGGUAUCUUGAAAUGAUGUGGAAAAGGCUGGAUUUCUUACGGCUAGUGCUUGAAAAAGGUUACAGCUUCGUUUUCUCGGAUGCUGAUAUCAUGUGGUUCCGCAAUCCUUUUCCAUUCUUUUAUUCUGAUGGAGACUUCCAGAUUGCAUGUGAUCACUAUGUGGGCAAUGCAACGGACUUGAGGAACAUAGCAAAUGGAGGAUUCAACUAUGUGAAGUCAAAUGAUCAAAGCAUAGAGUUUUACAAGUUUUGGUAUUCUUCUCGAUUUAGGUAUCCUGGGUACCAUGAUCAGGACGUAUUUAAUUUUAUAAAGCAUGAUCCUUACACUACAGAUAUUGGUCUGACAAUUAAGUUCUUAAGUACAUCGUACUUUGGUGGCAUCUGUGAGCCAAGCAGAGAUUUAAACAAGGUUUGCACCAUGCAUGCAAACUGCUGUAUUGGACUGCAGAGCAAAAUUCAUGACCUGAGAAUCAUGAUGGAAGACUGGAGGAACUAUAUGUCGAUGCCACCAAGCCUAAAAAUUUUUGGAGCAUUGUCAUGGAGGGUACCACAAAAUUGCAGCCUGUCGUUAUUAAGCCCAUGAGGCAUGCUUGUGGAGUUGAAACAGUUCACUACUGCAAAACAUGUCAAUGCUUUAAUGUAUGCUUACGGAAGGAAAUACUUCAAAGGGCGGAUGAGCUCCUACUCCAGAGACCAAGGCAGGAGCUGGGUCAUGAGCUAGCAUUUACUCCCGUCCUAUGCGGCUAUGCCACGUGAUUUGCAUGAAGGCAUGCAGCGCCCCUUGAAUCCCAUCCUUAUUCAUGCAAGGUCCUCCGCGUAAUUAUGUGGGUUACCAAGGAGAGGGGCUGCUGGGUGACUGAGGCUGUUCCGAGGCCGCGCCCUUUAUAUGUAGAAAAGCUGAUUUUGCUCAUCCGCCCUACAAACGUGGAAGGAGGGAGUAUGCUACAAGUGGUGCAUGAAUCAAAGAGUAUUCUUGGAGAAAGGAAAAGCUGGUGCCGGAUCAGUACCAUUGCUUCCAAAUUUAUACCUUUGACUUACCGUAUGCAUCUCAUCUUUGGAAAAUCAACCGUGGCAUAUAUGUGAAUAUGUCAAAUUGCAUCAAGUGGCAGGUGUUUUGCCUGUGUAGUAAGCAGCGGCAAGAGGCAAGGGGGGUUUUGACUUCUGAACAUGGGACAAGUGACAGCACACCUGUUAUUGGCAUGGUCCCAUACUCCCCGUUUUCCAGGUGAGGGUGUCUCUCAUGUUGAUAGUCAGAAAAUUUGAUACAUGAAGCAAUUGCUCAUCAAGUGGUCUCGGUUUUGGGCAUUACUUGACGUGAACAAUUUCAUGGAGAAAUAUCGAUUUAUUCUUCAAUU
Messenger RNA from Panicum virgatum (switchgrass), 2070 nucleotides. RefSeq lists its product as uncharacterized. The coding region runs from base 123 to 1298 and encodes 391 amino acids. The record is from RefSeq and is a predicted model, not a curated record. Lineage: Eukaryota; Viridiplantae; Streptophyta; Magnoliopsida; Poales; Poaceae. The transcript has 7 exons.